CUAGACCAUAGAAAUAUGAUUAACCUCGAAAUUUGAAUAUUCGAAAUCAUUUUAUAGUCAGUAAAAGUGCUUUUAUAUAUAAUAAUUUUUCAAAAUGACUUCAAACGACAGACAUAUCCCAGAAAUUUAUGAAAUAGAGGACAUUGAUAAGUGCAUUGCUGAAUAUCCACCUUACUAUGAAAGAAGUUUUACCAAACGUUACUGUCAAGAAUUCAAUAAGGAUAGUAAUUAUUUGGACACCUGCAUCAGUUUAUACAGUAGUAAAUUGUGCAUGGUAUUUUUAGCAGAAGGUCAUUCAAUUAUAAAAGAAGACAAAAAAAUUAAGCAGCUGCUCUUUCAAGUGGGAAAGGAAGAUCGUUUAACAAAUCUGACAAAAGGGAAAUAUAAAAAGAAUGCCCAACGUUUACAAAGAGAUUCAGUUAUAUGUUAUAUAGAAACAACAGAUGGAGUAAAAUAUCCAAUACAUGCUGGGAUAAAAGGACGAUUAAUUGACAUCAAUCCUCUGGUUGUUAAAAACCCAGAUAUAUUAAUAGAAAAACAUAAGAGUACAGGCUAUAUCGCAUUAAUACAUCCAGAAAACUUCAGAAGUGCACCAGAAGAAGUGUUGAGUGGACUGAUUGCUAAAGAUGAAUAUGAACAGGUUUUGAAAAAUCGGCUUGUAAGCUGAUUAAUAUUCUUUAUUGAUUUCAAGAAACAAAUGUGAGAAUACUUAUUACAAUGAUUAUUGUAUUUAUAAGAAAAUAUAUAUUUUAUUUCAA
Messenger RNA from Harmonia axyridis, 758 nucleotides. Its product is annotated as protein Abitram. Gene Ontology annotation, cellular component: filopodium tip; dendrite; lamellipodium. NCBI's taxonomy places the organism in Eukaryota, Metazoa, Arthropoda, Insecta, Coleoptera, Coccinellidae. The coding region runs from base 95 to 667 and encodes 190 amino acids. The transcript has a single exon. Gene Ontology annotation, biological process: regulation of filopodium assembly; regulation of actin filament polymerization; dendrite morphogenesis. Gene Ontology annotation, molecular function: actin filament binding; actin monomer binding. The record is from RefSeq and is a predicted model, not a curated record.